CUCGAUUCUAAGCGAUACAACCUCGGCUACCCUAGAUUACAAUAUGUUUUGUCCUUCUCAUAAUCAACACUAUACAAUGAAAUUGAGCUAUUCCGUGAAGUUGUCCGGUUCCGAUUUGAAUAUCUAAGUUGGUUUGAUUGUUGAAUGCAACAGAAAGCAAUGGACAAAGUGGACAAGAUCCUGGACCAGUUCACAGACCCCUUGACCGGGUCAGUGCAUGGCGCCGUUUUCAUCGCAAUUGACAGUUCAGGGAAUAUCAUCUAUCAUCGUGCUGCCGGCAAAGCAAACCUUGAUGAUGAAAGGGCACCUGCUUUGCAAACCAAUUUCCUGUACUGGAUUGCCUCCAUGACAAAGCUUGUGACCGCAGUGGCUGUAAUGCAGCUUGUGGAGCGAGGCAUUGUAUCACUUGAAGACGACGUGCGAGCAAUAGUCCCCGAGCUCCGAGAUAUACAAAUAUUAGAAGACAUCAGAAACGAGUUGAACCAGCUACAUCUGAAGCCCGUUCAAGGAAAGAUAACUCUCCGGAAUCUCCUGUGUCAUACAGCUGGCUUUGUGUAUGACAGCUCGUCACCACUCCUGCAAAAAUGGUCUAAAUCCCAGGGUCGAACAGCACACACCUUUUGUGGUAGCAUGGCCGGCUACCAACAUCCUCUACUUUUUGAGCCCGACACCUCCUGGGGAUAUGGGGCAGGUUUAGAUUGGGCUGGUCGAGUGAUUGAAUGCCUGACAAAUUCCACACUCGAGGAUUACAUGCAGACGCAUAUCUGGUCUAAGCUUGGAGCCAGAUCAACCACAUUCCACCCAGAACUGUACCGCGAGACUCUCCCCCCACAAAUGGGAAUGGGAUAUCGCGUGAGCGUGGGCCAGGGCACCAAGUCUCUGAAGUCGGGGCCUAUUAUUCUCAAACAGCCAGCGCAAGAUGAUCUCGGGGGUAUUGGGCUCUUCAGCACGCCGAUGGAUUUUGUCAAAUUACUUUCUGCGCUUCUGGGCGGUGGAUAUCCACUACUCACCCGGGAAAGUGUCGAUAUUCUACUGCGGCCACAGCUUAGUGAUGCAUCUCGGGAAGCAAUGCCGCGACCACUUGGGGCUCAAAUGAGGCGGGUGUUAGGAAUUAGGGACGCUAGGGAUACCCAGCAGGCGGAUCAUUCGCUCGCCGGAACAAUUACAUUGAAGGAUAUUGCUGGCCGGAGACGAGCUGGCACGGUUAACUGGAGUGGGCUGCCGAAUUUGCACUGGUGGAUCGAUCGGCAAACGGGCAUCGCAGCCACGUUAUUUACGCAAGUUAUGCCACUGGGAGAUGCUGCUAUCACUAGUCUUCUUAUUGAUUUAGAAGAGAGUCUUUAUGCAGCGUUGGAAGAGAGUGCAGUUCCUAUGAAAGUUGACGUGAAGCUAUAG
Molecule: messenger RNA, 1395 nt
Organism: Aspergillus caelatus
Lineage: Eukaryota; Fungi; Ascomycota; Eurotiomycetes; Eurotiales; Aspergillaceae
Product: serine hydrolase domain-containing protein
Exons: 7
Coding region: 145-1395 (416 amino acids)
Source: RefSeq, a predicted model, not a curated record